ACACAUGCUGUUCAGAUCAGCUGUCACACUAGUUACAGCUCUCAGGAAGUGAAACUCAGACACUCGCUGCUACUGAGAGGGGAAAUGGCGCAGAAAGGAGUUCAGCUGGACCGGGAAAUCUUAUCUUGUCCCAUCUGUCUGGAUCCACUGAAGGAUCCUGUGACGACUCCCUGUGGACACAGCUACUGCAUGGACUGUAUUAAAGGCUUCUGGGACGGAGAGCUAAUCCACAGCUGCCCUCAGUGUAGGCAGAGCUUCACACCGAGGCCUGUCCUGCUGAAAAACACCAUGUUAGCAGCUUUAGUGGAGGAGCUGAAGAAGACUGGACCCCCACCUGCUCCUGCUGAUCACUGCUAUGCUGGAGCUGAAGAUGUGGCCUGUGAUGUCUGCACUGGGAGGAAACUGAGAGCCUGUAAGUCCUGCCUCGUGUGUCUGGCCUCUUAUUGUGACAAACACCUCCAGGGUCAUUAUGACGUAGCUCCAUUAAAAAAACACAAGCUGGUGGAGCCCUCCAAGAAACUCCAGGAGAACAUCUGCUCUCGUCACGACGAGGUGAUGAAGAUGUUCUGCCGCACUGAUCAGCAGUGUAUCUGUUAUCUCUGCUCUGUGGACGAACACAAAGGCCACGACACAGUGUCAGCUGCGGCAGAAAGGACUGAGAGGCAGAGAAAGCUGGAGGGGAGUCGACUAAACAUCCAGCAGAGAAUCCAGGACGGAGAGAAGGAGGUGAAGCUGCUUCAGCAGGAGGUGGAGGCCGUCAAUGGCUCUGCUGAUAAAGCAGUGGAAGACAGUGAGAAGAUGUUCACUGAGCUGAUCCGUCUCAUGGAGAAAAGAAGCUCUGAUGUGAAGCAGCAGGUCAGAUCCCAGCAGAAGAGUGAAGUGAGUCGAGUCAAAGAGCUUCAGGAGAAGCUGGAGCAGGAGAUCUCUGAGCUGAAGAGGAGAGACGCUGAGCUGAAGCUGCUGUCUCACACAGAGGAUCACAACCAGUUUCUGCACAGCUACCCCUCACUGCCAGCCCUCAGUGAACCUACACACUCAUCCAGCAUCAACAUCCGUCCUCUGAGCUACUUUGAGGAUGUGACGGCGGCCCUGUCAGCAGUCAGAGACAAACUACAGGACAUCCUGAGAGAGGAAUGGACAAACGUCUCACCGACUGAGGUGGAGGUUUUACUGUCAGCAGCAGAGCCCACCACCAGAGCUGGGUUCUUCAAAUAUUCACAGGAGAUCACACUGGAUCCAAACACAGCACACACACAGCUGGUAUUAUCUGAGGGGAGCAGAAAAGCAACACUCAUGGAACAACAUCAGUCUUAUUCUAGUCAUCCAGACAGAUUCACUAGUCCUUUUCAGGUCCUGAGUAGAGAGAGUCUGACUGGACGUUGUUACUGGGAGGUGGAGUGGAGAGGGACAGGAGUUGAUGUAGCAGUCACAUACAAGAAUAUCAGCAGAGCAGGGAGUGGGAAUGAAUGUGGAUUUGGAAACAAUGACAAAUCUUGGUCCUUAGAGUGUGACAAAAACAGUUAUUCAUUUCGUUACAACAGUAUCAGCACUCCCGUCUCAGGUCCUCAGGCCUCCAGAGUAGGAGUGUACCUGGAUCACAGAGCAGGUAUUCUCUCCUUCUACAGCAUCUCUGAAACCAUGACUCUCCUCCACAGAGUGCAGACCACAUUCACUCAGCCGCUACAUGCUGGACUUUGGCUUUAUUAUCCUUAUGGAAACACUGUUGAGUUUUGUAAACUCAAAUAGCCUGAAGUCAUUGGAGGAACUCUUCUACUUCUUAAACUCACCGUGUGUCCAUCAGAGCUGAUUGUUCAUGUCUUCACUGUGCAGAGAUCAGCUGUCAAUCAAACAUUAUGGGAUGUGCUUGAACAUCUUCUCAUGAGUUGUUCUGUAGAUGUUGGACUUUCUUCCGGCUCCUUCCUGGGUCUGUUUAGCCAUGGAGGCUGUCACUGCUCAGGAGGAUCCUUGUUCACCUGUAAACUUUGCUCUAAAUAUUUGCUGGAUAUUUCUUUUGAUUCAUGUUAUUGUUUCUCUUGUAAUGCAUGAGUCUUCAGAGACAUUUAUAAUCACAUGUAUUACUUUGACAGAUUACAUGUUAUUGUUGCUGCCCAAAUUAACUAACAAAUUAAACCCAGAUGGUUAUAACAAUUAUUUCAUCAUAACAUGUUUAUUUAAAAUGAUAUUACUUACUGUCAUGAUCAUAAUCAAUAAGUAAAUCAUGUAUUGUUCUGUUUGAAAUAGCUGAGAUGAAACACAUUCGUGGUGUGGAUAAAGUGAAAGUGAUCAUGAAAUCAUUGAACAAUAGUCAUUGAACAGACUUUACUGAUGGGAUGUGUGAUCAAAUGAAAUGUUUGGAUAAUUAAUCAAGUAAAAACUAAAAAAGGAUGUUCUUCUUGUAUUAUGUCCAAGGUGCCGUACGAAGCUGACAUGUGGAAGUGAUCUGAGACUAUAACUGAGUUUCCUCCUGAAACAAAGCACAGUGUUCAUCAUCACUCAGUCUGACCCCUCCCUCACUAAAACGUCUUUGUGUGCAUAUAUAUCACAGGAGGGUUGCUUUAAUACACAUUUACUGUAGUUGUUUAUACCUUUUUUAAACCUUUUCUUUGAAAUAUUAAGCUUCUUAAAAAAGCAUUUUAAUGGCCAAACUAUCCUACAAUUGAGGAUUUUCCAGAGAGGGUUAUUUGUGAAUAAACGUCCCGGCUAGGAGCUGGCUGGUUGGUGCAAAUAUAAUCAGAUAAAUAAAAGGUACAUCUGUGUAUCAUCUGCAUACAGUAGGUGAUGGGGAAAAUUAUGUUGGUGCACCGUGUUUGACUAUCCUUUUUAAAAAUAUAUAUAUUCUAA
Molecule: messenger RNA, 2841 nt
Organism: Trematomus bernacchii (emerald rockcod)
Lineage: Eukaryota; Metazoa; Chordata; Actinopteri; Perciformes; Nototheniidae
Product: tripartite motif-containing protein 16-like
Exons: 1
Coding region: 85-1746 (553 amino acids)
Molecular function (GO): zinc ion binding; protein binding
Source: RefSeq, a predicted model, not a curated record